Messenger RNA from Tarenaya hassleriana, 3669 nucleotides. Its product is annotated as sucrose-phosphate synthase 1. Bases 225 to 3410 code for a protein of 1061 amino acids. The record is from RefSeq and is a predicted model, not a curated record. The transcript is spliced from 13 exons. Gene Ontology annotation, molecular function: sucrose synthase activity; sucrose-phosphate synthase activity. Gene Ontology annotation, biological process: sucrose metabolic process. NCBI's taxonomy places the organism in Eukaryota, Viridiplantae, Streptophyta, Magnoliopsida, Brassicales, Cleomaceae.
CGCAUGAGACGGAUACGUGUCUCUCAUCUUCUUCUCUCUCUCUCACUGAGACGCAACGCAGAGGCCGAGCCUGUCGUUAUCCAAAAAUCUUAGCAAAGCGAACAAAUUUACCAUAACCAAGGAGUAAUCGAAGCUCUCAAUCCGAUUCCAUUUUCAAUCUCUUCCACUCAUAAAGCUACCGGAAGACCACCGAUCACCGUCGUCAUACCUGGCGAUCGUCGCUGAUGGCAGGAAACGAUUGGAUCAACAGCUACUUGGAGGCGAUUCUGGACGUGGGACCUGGUCUCGACGACGCUCGCUCCUCACUUCUUCUUCGGGAGAGAGGCCGAUUCACUCCCAGUCGCUACUUCGUCGAGGAAGUCAUCACUGGGUUCGACGAAACUGAUCUUCACAGAUCAUGGGUCAAGGCUGUCGCCACCAGAAGUCCUCAGGAGAGGAACACCAGAUUGGAGAAUAUGUGUUGGAGGAUCUGGAAUCUCGCUCGUCAGAAAAAGCAGCAUGAGGAAAAGGAAGCACAGAGGCUGGCGAAACGCCGGCUUGAACGUGAAAAAGGUCGAAGGGAAGCAACUGCUGAUAUGUCUGAGGAGUUAUCGGAAGGAGAGAAAGGAGAUAUGGUCAGUGAUAUAUCGGCUACGGCUGGUGAUGCAUCAGCUCACGGUGAAAGCACCAAAAGUAGGUUACCGAGAAUAAGUUCUGUUGAAUCCAUGGAGACUUGGGCAAACCAGCAGAAGGGAAAGAAGCUGUAUCUUGUUCUGAUAAGUCUUCAUGGCCUCAUUCGUGGUGAAAACAUGGAACUGGGCCGAGACUCUGAUACUGGUGGCCAGGUUAAGUAUGUAGUGGAGCUUGCACGGGCUUUGGGGUCAAUGCCGGGAGUUUAUCGGGUUGAUUUGCUCACGAGGCAGGUGUCUUCACCGGAUGUUGACUGGAGUUACGGUGAACCCACCGAGAUGUUGACACCUAGAAGUUCUGAAGAUCUCUUUGAUGAGAUGGGGGAAAGCAGUGGUGCUUAUAUCGUGAGGAUCCCGUUUGGUCCAAAGGAUAAAUAUAUCCCGAAAGAACUUCUAUGGCCUCACAUCCCCGAAUUUGUUGAUGGUGCUCUAAACCACAUUAUCCAGAUGUCAAAUGUUCUGGGCGAGCAAAUUGAUGGCGGAAAACCCGUCUGGCCGGCUGCAAUCCACGGGCAUUAUGCUGAUGCUGGUGAUGCUACUGCUUUGUUGUCGGGUGCACUAAAUGUGCCGAUGCUUUUUACUGGCCACUCGCUUGGCCGAGACAAGUUGGAGCAGCUUUUGAAACAAGGCCGCCUUUCAAAAGAUGAAAUCAAUUCGACGUACAAGAUUAUGCGUCGCAUAGAGGGUGAGGAAUUAUCUCUCGAUGCUUCUGAGAUAGUAAUAACUAGCACUCGGCAGGAGAUAGAUGAGCAAUGGAGAUUGUAUGAUGGCUUUGACCCGAUAUUGGAGCGUAAACUACGAGCAAGGAUCAAACGGAAUGUGAGCUGUUAUGGUAGAUUCAUGCCUCGCAUGGUUAUAAUUCCACCCGGGAUGGAAUUCCAUCAUAUUGUUCCACACGAUGGCGAUAUGGAAGAAGCGGAUGGUAACGAUGAGCAUCCAGCUUCUCCGGAUCCUCCAAUAUGGGCCGAGAUAAUGCGUUUCUUUACCAAUCCCCGAAAGCCUAUGAUACUUGCACUUGCCAGACCGGAUCCAAAAAAGAAUAUUACCACAUUGGUGAAGGCAUUUGGAGAAUGCCGUCCUCUGAGAGAGCUUGCUAACCUUACACUUAUUAUGGGUAACCGAGAUGGGAUUGACGAAAUGUCAAGCACGAAUUCUUCGGUUCUUCUCUCUGUACUGAAGCUAAUUGACAAAUAUGAUCUGUAUGGGCAAGUUGCAUAUCCCAAACAUCACAAACAGUCAGAUGUUCCCGACAUAUAUCGUCUAGCCGCGAAGACCAAGGGUGUUUUUAUCAAUCCAGCUUUCAUUGAACCUUUCGGGCUUACUCUGAUAGAGGCUGCAGCUCAUGGUUUGCCUAUCGUCGCUACCAAAAACGGUGGUCCGGUAGAUAUUCAUCGGGUACUAGACAAUGGUCUUCUCGUGGAUCCUCAUGAUCAGCAAUCUAUUGCCAAUGCUCUUCUUAAACUCGUGGCGGAUAAGCACCUCUGGGCGAGGUGUCGGCAGAACGGGUUGAAGAAUAUUCAUCUGUUUUCAUGGCUGGAGCAUUGCCGGACUUAUCUCUCUCGUAUCGCCACUUUCAAACCGAGACAUCCGCAGUGGCAAAGAAGCGACGAUGGAGGCGAUAAUUCGGAACCCGAGUCACCUAAUGAUUCUUUGAGGGAUAUACAAGAUAUAUCCUUGAACUUGAGGUUUUCACUUGAUGGAGAGAAGGGCGGAACUGGUGGGAACGAUAAUUCCUUGGAAUCGGAUUGGAAUUCCGUCGAAAGGAGGAGCAAAAUCGAGAAUUCCAUCUUGAAUUGGUCGAAAGGUAUCUCGAAAGAUAACAGAAAAAUUGGAUCGGUAGAGAAAGCAGAGCAGAACUCCGGAAAGUUCCCUGCACUGAGGAGAAGGAAAUUCAUCGUCGUUAUCGCUGUGGAUUUUGACGAUCGGAAAGAUAUGCUCGAACCCACGAGAAAGAUCCUCGAGUCGAUGGAGAAAGAGAGGGCCGAAGGAUCGGUUGGUUUCAUAUUGUCGACAUCACUGACGAUUUCCGAGAUCCAUUCUUUCUUGGCCUCAGGAAGCUUCAACCCUAAUGAUUUCGACGCUUUCAUUUGCAACAGCGGGAGCGAUCUCUACUAUCCAUCCCUAAAUCCCGAAGACGGCCCUUUCGUCGUCGACUUCUACUACCACUCGCAUAUAGAAUACCGUUGGGGCGGAGAGGGAUUGAGGAAGACUCUUAUCCGUUGGGCAGGUUCCGUUACCGAUAAAAAGUCAGAAAGCAACGAGCAGAUAGUCACUCCGGCCGAACAGCUCUCAACCGACUACUGCUACACGUUUUCCGUCAAGAAACCUGCAGUGGUACCUCCGGUGAGGGAGCUUCGGAAGGUACUGAGGAUCCAGGCGUUGCGUUGCCACGUCGUUUAUUGCCAAAACGGGACCCGAAUGAACGUUAUUCCGGUGCUCGCCUCUCGCUCUCAAGCCCUAAGGUAUCUAUACGUGAGGUGGGGCAUCGACUUGGCGAAUAUGGUCGUAUUCGUGGGCGAGUCGGGGGACACGGACUAUGAAGGAUUACUCGGAGGGCUGCACAAAAGCGUCGUGCUGAACGGUGUUUCUUGCGGAGCAAGCAACGCCUUGCACGGUAACCGGAGUUACCCUCUCUCCGACGUAAUCUCCUUCGACAGCAGCAACGUCGUUCACGCGCCUAAGGAUUAUGCAGAAUCCGAUGUUCGUGAAGCUCUGAUGAAAUUAGGGCUUCUCAGAGAAUGAAGAAGAUGAAAUUUGGGCCCCAGGGUCGGAACUCUCUUGAUGUGGUUUACUAUAAUGUUCUGUCUACUUUUACUGCAUGGUUAAUGUUAUCCGGAUGGAAGAUGCGCAGGGAUUGUUAUAGUAAUAAAUGACGGUAAAAUAAAGUAUUUGUUACAGGGGAUUCGUGGUAAUUUCACUCCCUAUUUCGAUACAAAUUGAGACCCAACAUUGUAAAUAUGGUGGUCAUUUUUUAAUCAGAAAUCAUCCAAUUUUAUUUUUC